AUGAAAGCAUUUCAAACAUCAAGAGCAGAAUACAUUCCAGUCUUGCGCCAAGACUUCAGCUACAUCAUAGAACCUACAGAGCACCAAAACGAGCUCUUUGGUGCAACGCACGAUACAAAGUUUCGAGAAACAUAUUACGAAGAGAUGAAGCCAGUCGAACGCAAGUACGACGACGUCGAUUCUCCAACUCGCCACAGUGGUAGGCACAGUUCAUCAUCAAGCCAUACUGCAGUCCGCUCAGAUAGAUCCAGCUCUACACUGGCAGCUGACGAGGAGGAAGCAGAGGAUCCGCAUGACAAAUUAUCCGCCGAAAAAGGGGAGAACACUGAGGUAGAUGACACCGAACGUCAGUUUGAUAGUGGGUAUGAAGGAGGUGAAGAGAGUCAAGGGGAAGGAAGUGAAACGUCUAGUCACACAUUAGGACGGUCGGAGGGUUCCAGCUGUACUCUGGGACGAGUCAAGGAUGAGUACGAACACACAGAAGAAGGUGAGUCUGAUGACGAGGGUGACUUGUUUGCACAGAGCUAUCGGAACGGCAGCAGAAAGUGA
Molecule: messenger RNA, 549 nt
Organism: Alternaria alternata
Lineage: Eukaryota; Fungi; Ascomycota; Dothideomycetes; Pleosporales; Pleosporaceae
Exons: 1
Coding region: 1-549 (182 amino acids)
Source: RefSeq, a predicted model, not a curated record